Ectocarpus sp. CCAP 1310/34 is the source of this 756-nucleotide messenger RNA. The record is from the annotation of a GenBank genome assembly. NCBI's taxonomy places the organism in Eukaryota, Phaeophyceae, Ectocarpales, Ectocarpaceae.
UCGCACCCGCCCAUUCCUUCCCAUUUUUUUUCCGGCGGGGGGCAAAGUUGGGAGCCUGCGCGUGGUUUUUCCGUGAUCGUCAGGCUUCAUCAUGAAGCCCCGAUCGGUGACCGGUGGGCGACUCGACAAACACAUCCAGGAAGGAAAGGCAGCACCGCAAAACCGGGCAGCGGCGAAGGGCUUCGACUCGGACGAUGACGACGACAACGACAAGAAGCCGGCGGCCGCCGCCGCCGCCGCCGCCGCCCCUGUCCCCGCCCUUGCUCCGGUGGCCUUGGUGCCGCCGCCGCAACCGUACAUGCAGCAGCCCCAGUACGGGAUAUCGCCGGUGCCCCAGCAGUACUACGGCCACUCGCCGGUGCCGUAUGGGGUGUCGCCGGUGGCCAUGUACCCGGCAGCGCCCUGGAGCGCUAUGCCGGCGUCGCCCGUGCCGGUCCAGGUGCCGGAGUACAUCAAGCGGCAGCACGCCGAGGCCCUCAAGGCGAAGAAGAAGAAGGAGGAGGAGGAGAAGAAAAAGAAGGAGGCCGAAAAGAAGAAGAUCGCCGCGGGAGCGUGGGAGAAGUUGUACACCAGGGACGGCGGGAAGUUCUGGCAGCACUCGGUCACCGGAGAGAUCUCCAAGACCGACCCCUACUACUGACGCCGCCGUCGGCGCUGAAGCGGUCCCGUGAAUGCGGGAGGGGGGCGGGGGGGCUGCCUCGGUGAGGCGGCAAGUGGGCUGGCCGCCUUGCUGAUAAAUUGCGGCGGCGGCGGCGG